Molecule: messenger RNA, 1215 nt
Organism: Ipomoea triloba (trilobed morning glory)
Lineage: Eukaryota; Viridiplantae; Streptophyta; Magnoliopsida; Solanales; Convolvulaceae
Product: putative F-box protein At3g52320
Exons: 1
Coding region: 1-1215 (404 amino acids)
Molecular function (GO): protein binding
Source: RefSeq, a predicted model, not a curated record
AUGGGCGCAUCGGAGAAGACGGCGGCUGGUGUAUCAACGCUACCUCUUCUUCCCCAAGACAUUCUCGUGGAGAUCCUCUCCAAGCUCCAUGCUAAAUCGCUAGUACGAUUCAGGUGCCUUUCUAAAUUCUUUUACGCUCUCACAGUUGAUCAUGCCUUUGGCGUUAUGCAUCGCAGCUUGUCCUUGACGCUUCCCAGUAGAGCGGGCAUCCUCAUCUCUAUCUCCUCAUCCCGUUCCUCCCCUGCGUAUUACACCAUAAAUUUCAGCGAACAAAACCCGCGGAGGCCGGGAAUGCUCCAAGCCAACCGUCUCGCCUACUUGGACGCUGAACCCUUUCUGAAAGGCUCUCUACGCUCCUCUUUCGACGGCCUGAUUUGUCUGUCCACACCCAAUGGAGACGUCGUUGUUUGCAACGUUAGUACGGGACAACGUAUUUCGCUUCCUAGAAUCCAAUUCCACUCCCCCCAUCCACCAUCAACCCGUGCACUAUUGGAAUUCGAUUCACAAUCUAAAAGAUACAAAAUUUUGAUGUCAACCUGGAUGUUUGAUCAAGUCUUAGAGUUUAAGUAUUGGAUUUUGACUGUGGGAGCGGAUAAAUCAUGGAGGGAGAUCAACUUCUCCUCUUCCCACCCCUUCUCCCCCCUUGAUUCCUAUCCCUACCCUAGCUACUGUGAUAAUAGUGUCUACAUUGAAGGCAUUAUUUAUUUCUAUAAUUGGCUGGCAAAAGAUGACUAUACCCGCUUCCACAUAGUAGCAUUUGAAUUUGGGUCUGAGAGUUAUUCUUUGAUACCAUUUCCAGCUGAAGUUUCAUCAUCGUCAUCACAGUAUGACCCUUCUAAUUAUGUUCUCGGAAGUUUUGGAUUGCUACAAGUUGAUGGAGGUCGACUGGCUAUUGUUCUUGUUCACAAAAGAGGGGGCCAAUUCUACAUGGAUGUUUCGACUUGGGAGAAAUCUAAGGAAUGCUGGGAGAAGAUUACUAUGAUCAUUCCAUUGGAAAAGAGUAGAGCAAUUCAGCAAUCUGUGCGCUAUACUACCAAUCAUGUUGGGGAGAUUGUGUUGCUAUGUAAGAAUAGUGAACGGUUUUCCAUUUUGGUUUAUAACUUGAAAAGUGAGGUUUGGAGACAAUUUGAUGUAGGUGGAGUUGAAUUUCCAUUUGUUUGCCAUACGGAUGUUAGAAUGUACCGGACUAGGGACAAUGUGCUUUCUUUGGAGUAG